GCUUCGAGCUGCGAGUAGUCAGACAGAAAGAGAGGAGAGGGGGAGAGCCGUGGCAGCGGACUGCGUCUGCGGCUGGUCCGAGCGUGGACACUUCCUAAUGCAACAGGGAUGCUUCAAAUGCCUCAAAUGCAAACUUUCUUGCCUGUGUUUGCAGCUUUCUGAUUUUUGUGGACAUAUGAGAAGAAAAGUGCAACCAUGCCGCUGAAUGAGACUGAAGUCCAAACACUGGCCCCAGAGCCAUGUGAGCAGCAGAUGCUCCAGGAGGACAACCCUGGAGGUGGGAGCGGAGGUUCAGCCACCAGCAACCUGUCACUGCACUGCUGGCUGCAGCUCCUCACCAGGGAAUCCAUCAUGGAACUACAAGGAGACAGCUCCAGCUUGGUGGUGCGUGUGAUGAUAGCGUGUGUGUACUCCAUAGUCUGCGCUCUGGGUUUGGUGGGGAACUUGCUGGCUCUGUAUCUGCUCCACUCCCGCCACAGGCAGAAGCAGUCAUCCAUAAACUGCUUUGUGAUGGGGCUGGCUAUCACAGACCUGCAGUUCGUUCUGACUUUACCCUUCUGGGCAGUGGACACGGCGCUGGACUUCCGCUGGCCUUUUGGCCGGGUCAUGUGCAAAAUCAUCAGCUCCGUCACCACCAUGAACAUGUACGCCAGCGUGUUUUUUCUGACAGCGAUGAGCGUGGCGAGGUAUUACACCAUCUCCUCGGCUCUGAAGAUGCACAGUCGGAGGGCGGCCGCGUCCAGGGCGAAGUGGACCAGCCUCGGCAUCUGGGCCGUCUCUCUGCUGGCUACUUUGCCACAUGCCAUCUACUCCACCAGCGCUGAGGUGUCGGAUGAGGAGCUGUGCCUGGUCCGCUUUCCAGACUCUGGCAGAUGGGAUCCACAGCUUCUUUUGGGUCUGUACCAACUACAAAAGGUCCUGCUGGGGUUCCUUAUUCCUCUUAUCAUAAUUACUGUCUGCUACCUGCUCUUGCUGCGAGUCAUCCUCAGCCGUCGCAUCACCGGAGCAGCUGAUCCAGAGGCCAAACAAGGCCGUCUGAACCGGCGCUCCAAAGUCACCAAAUCGAUUGUCAUAGUGGUUCUGUCUUUCUUUCUGUGCUGGCUGCCCAAUCAGGCUCUCACGCUCUGGGGGGUACUUAUAAAGUUUGACCUUGUUCCAUUUAGCAAGGCAUUCUAUAACGUGCAGGCCUACGCCUUCCCGCUGACCGUGUGCCUGGCGCACACCAACAGCUGCCUCAACCCUGUGCUCUACUGCCUGAUUCGCCAGGAGUUUCGGGCAGGACUCAAGGAGCUGCUCCUCCGCGCUACGCCGUCCUUCAGGAGCUUGACUCACCUGCUGCGUCGCAAGACCAAAGUGGCUGAGGCGCCAACCGUUCUGGUUCUGGUUCCAAUGGAUGUCUGAGCAUGACAGCCUGUUUUGGAUGUGAGGAAGCGAGAGCAGCUAACUCAGAGAGAGUGCUUUCUGUAUUGAUCCAGAGCAGCUUGCUGAGGGACGGAAAGUUAUUCCAGCCUUUUCCAAAACGUGACAAAAAAAAAAAGAAAGAAAAAUCACAUUUCUCUUUGGUUGUUGGAAAUAACAUAAUCACAGUGGAUAGCACUGUGGGUUGUGUACCAAUUUCCCACAUCCAGAAUAACAGAGUCUAUUCUGUUGCUCUGGUAGCUCUCACUCCCACUUUGUGUGAGAGGCAGCACUGCUCUUUGGCCUCAAAUAUAUAUAUAUAUAUAUAUAUAUAUAUAUAUAUAUAUAUAGAGAGAGAGAGAGAGAGAGAGAUCAGUCUGACAAAAGGAUUUUCUUUCAUGCCAGCCAUUUUCUGUGCUGUUGUUAGUGUCACUUAGUCCAAAUCCGAAAGAUAAAUAUAAACAAAUCAGAAAAAAGGCAAGUCUUUGAUGUGCAAAAAACUUACCUUUACUUCAAAUAUAAGACAAAUCAUUAAUUCAAUUAGUAUAUUUGUGAUAAAAUGAAAAAAAAAAGUCAAUGUAUGUAUUUUUUUUGCAGGUUUAAAUUGUACAACAGUCACUGUUUACUUCAUUCUGUUGGAAAAAAUGAUCUACACUGAAUGAAUGAAUAAAUAAAUAGGGAGAAACCUUGAAAAACCUCUAAAUAAAAAGGCCUUGGCAAAAUAAAUGUACAGUUGUUAAGAUAAAUGUUAUCCUUAAGGACCAGAAGUCGUGGAGAUUGCUACAGGAUUCAUGUCUAAGGACAUCUAAUCAUACACCGCUAAUGCAAUCCAAGCACAUACACAGCGUCGACUGCACAGAAAUGGAAAAGCUGCCACUCACUUUGCCACUCCUACUUGCUUCCACUAACGGCCACACUUAACACGCUUUCUCACAGCAGCAGAAUUGUCAGAUUGCACAUGAAUAAUUUAGAUUUUUGCAUAAAACUUGCAUCAUUUUUUUUUUAAACCAGGUCAUUCAUUGGUAUAAAUGAGUCGUUUUUCUAAAACAGUUUCAAAUGCAACACCAAGUUUGUUUUUUCUCUAUAAUUAUGCACUUACCAAGGCACAAAAUUAGAAAAUGUAAGGGGAGCAAAAGCAUAUCAUGAACUGUUCUACUUUUGCAGACAAAAGUUUGUUCUUUAAGUAAAAAAAAA
Poecilia reticulata (guppy) is the source of this 2592-nucleotide messenger RNA. It is a transcript of the gene rxfp3.2b, whose product is annotated as relaxin family peptide receptor 3.2b. Gene Ontology annotation, molecular function: C-C chemokine binding; C-C chemokine receptor activity. Lineage: Eukaryota; Metazoa; Chordata; Actinopteri; Cyprinodontiformes; Poeciliidae. Gene Ontology annotation, biological process: positive regulation of cytosolic calcium ion concentration; cell chemotaxis; G protein-coupled receptor signaling pathway. The record is from RefSeq and is a predicted model, not a curated record. Gene Ontology annotation, cellular component: membrane; external side of plasma membrane.